AUGACUUCUACUACUAGACCGACGGAGAAGGAAGAUCUUCUGAUUUGCGAUGAGAUCUCUCGAGGUUGUAAUAUUGGUAUAAGGAAGCCCAUAAAGGCUUCCGGUCUCUGGCCCUCUGAUAAAGGUCCCAAAUAUACCGGUUAUGAGCUUGCUUUGUGGGCCGCUGACUCAUGGAAGAAUUACAAGUCCUGUGAAGAAGCCAUUGAUAGAGUCCAGCAAAGUCUGGAUAAGGAGGUCUCCCUCGGACAUAUGACAACUCUUCCAGAAAUAGCUGAAGAUUCCGUUUGCACCAAGAUUGCCUGUGUUGUGAAACCAUCUGACGAUCUCGGAUGGAUCGUACCCAAAAGUAAAGCAUCUGAGAUAACGGCUAAGAUCCUUCUUAUCUAUUCAGCCCUUGGUCUGGACAUAGCUUUUGAUAAGCUUCGUGUAUCAUGCACACCUCAUAAUCUGGGGUUCGAGUGGGAUCUAAAGUCUCGCUCAGUGCGUGUACCUGAGGAGAAACGCCUCGCUCUCUUAAAACAGUUGAACUCUUUCGUCUCUGCCCCCGGUAGACGGGUAGCGGUACCUCAGGUGGAGCAGUUAACGGGAAGGCUCACCUGGCUGAUGCAAAUUACUCCGCGACUGAAAGCGGCCAUGGCCCCCUUUUACGCCUUACAAGCAGCGGCGAGGAAGCAUGCACUCCGAUAUGUUACUCUGGGGGACCAGAUCUGUCACAGCGCUCAGCUGUAUCUGCGUGUACUUUCAUCUCCACGUCUGUCGGGGACGACUGCCUCUCAGUUGCUCGGCUGGGUAGCCAAGAAGGAUGAUCUUUGCUCAGUCGUCGUAACAGACGCGUCACUAUCAGGUAUUGGUGGGGUAGUCUUCGACUUGGAUUCGUCCACGACGAUCCCCAGGGCCUUGAAUGUUGAAUGGUUCUGUACGAAGUAUUCUUCGUCACCAGAGUUGUCACAAUUCACCACUACAAACCCACCAAGCAGUGCUGAUAUAUGUUCCCUAGAGCUGAUAGCUGCUGGUGUGGCCACAACAAAGGCGCUUGAAAGGAAUCCAGAGCUGGUUCUCGUCCUUUCUGAUAAUACGCCCACUGUACAUGCCCUACGACGGAACUCUGCGAGAGCUCAGUCUAUGAGGUUGAUUUUGAGAGCCUUCAACACGCUUUGGCCAAUAGGUGGUUUUGUGGUCACAGCAUAUCAUAUCCGUGGAGACAAUAACAGCCUGGCUGAUUUCUUGUCCAGGAAUGACAGGCAGACUAUUCUUUGCUCCGUACGAAGUCUGGGUAUAGAAUUCGACGCGGUUCCUAUACUGCGCACCUUCCAAACGGCUCUAAUCUGA
Perkinsus marinus ATCC 50983 is the source of this 1329-nucleotide messenger RNA. RefSeq lists its product as hypothetical. The transcript is spliced from 2 exons. The record is from RefSeq and is a predicted model, not a curated record. Lineage: Eukaryota; Perkinsozoa; Perkinsida; Perkinsidae. The coding region runs from base 1 to 1329 and encodes 442 amino acids.